UCGUCACCAUUUCUGUUACUGUUACUGUUACUGUCCUCUGGCGACAGGCGGCGGCGACCACCCCUGAGACUCCGAUGGCGACGGAGAAGGCGCGGCAGCUCCUGGCCCGCCUCGCCGCCACCCCGGACGCCGCCGUUCCUAACCUCCCAUUCGUCCAGCGCGCACUCCUCCUCCCUCUCCUGUCCGCCGCCUCCGUCCUCCUCCGCCUCCCCGUCAUCCUCUCCUCCUCUCCGCUACGCUCGCGACGGACCCUACCGGUCCCCGUCAUCAGCGUAGGCAACCUUACCUGGGGCGGCAACGGAAAGACACCCAUGGUCGACUUCCUGGCCCGCAGGUUUCACGCCAUGGGCGUCUCGCCACUCAUCCUAACAAGGGGUUAUGCAGGCGGCGAUGAAUCUAAGAUGCUCCGGAGGCGCCUUGCUGAUACUUCCACCAAGAUUGGGAUUGGCGCAAACAGGGCUGCUGUGGCUUCUUCCAUGUUGCAAAAGCAUGGCCAUGUCGAUCCUUGUGAUGCCUUCCGCCGGGAGAAGUUUUCGUCAGCGCGCAACCGAGCGGCAACCAGUGAAAGUGCGAAAAUUGGACUCGCUAUACUGGAUGAUGGAAUGCAGCACCAGAGCCUGCUUCGAGAUGUGGAGGUUGUGAUGGUCAAUGGGUUGACACCUUGGGGAAAUACUCAUUUCAUUCCACGAGGCCCCAUGAGGGAACCGUUGAGCACACUUACUCGAGCUGAUAUAGUGGUUAUUCAUCAUGCGGAUCUGGUUUGUGAAGCGCAGCUGGAAACAAUCGCACGUACAGUCCAGGAUAGUGGCGCAACAUGUUCAGUGUUCUUUAGUAAAUUGGCCCCGUCACAUAUUUUCGAGGUUCAUCAACCAUUACAGAAACUAUCUCUUAAUGCGUUGGAUGGCAUGAUCACGUUAUGUGUUUCUGCGAUUGGCUGCCCAGAUGCUUUCAUACGUACAGUCAGAGAGAUUGGUCCACUUAAUGUUGAUAGGUUGGAUUUCAGUGAUCAUCAUUUCUUCAAUGGUCAUGACCUAGAACUAAUCCAAGAAAGAGUGAGGCAGCUUGUGGAUCAACAUAACAAAGAGACCGUUGUCUUAGUUACAGAGAAGGAUUACGACCGUGAUCCAGAUGUCCUUAAAAUGUUGGGUGUGAAGGUUUGGGUUCUGUCUUCUUCUUUGCAAAUUAUGCCCCUCAAGGAACAAGGAGAAGAUGAAUUGAUGAGGAAAUUAAAAGACAUUAUUACAGCAACUAGGCAUGUGGUCCAGCCAUGAGUCGCUGAUGGGGAGUGUAUCUGGUGCACCGAGGCAAUUGGUGCUACCGGUGCACCGGACCCUGUUGCACAUUUUAAAAUGUUCAAAAAAAUUCGAAAAAAAUUAAUGCAUUGACACAACAUCAAUGUAUGUUGUCACAAAAAAUCAAAUCAAAAUUCGAAACAUUGCUCGAGAUACAAAAAUGAUAAAUUCGACAAUUGAAUGGUACAUAACACAAAUUGGGCUUCAGAUUUGGCCCAUUAGCAAAUUGAUGCCGAAUUUGUCAUUUUUGUAUCUCGAGCAAUGUUUCGAAUUUUGAUUUGACUUUUUGUGACAACAUACAUUGAUGUUAUGUCAAUGCACUAAUUAUUUUUCGUAUUUAUUCGAACGUUUUAAAAUCUGCAACGGGGAUCUGGUGCACCGGUAGCACCAAUUGGUCCAGUGCACCAGAUACGUCCCCGUCGCUGAUGAUCUGGUUAUAUUCAGCUGAACAUAUCUUGAAGCAAAACGGUUUUGCCACCGACCUGUUAAUUCUGUAUAAUAUUAUACUCCCUCCGUCUCAAAAUAAGUGUCGUGGUUUUAGUUCGAAUUUGAGCAGAUUUGAACUAAAACCGCGACGCUUAUUUUGGGAUGGAGGGAGUAUCAGAGUUUAACUGGUUAAUUCAAACCCUGUUUCAGCAUUUCGGAAGAUGCAGUAUUUUAGUUUGUUUUUUCAACUGGGUCAGUGGUCUGUACCUCCAGUUAACCUGAACUGGAUCCAACAAGAUAAUGAGAAGGGGAUUCCCGUCUAUUGUUCA
This is a messenger RNA of Hordeum vulgare subsp. vulgare (domesticated barley), 2047 nucleotides long. RefSeq names its product probable tetraacyldisaccharide 4'-kinase, mitochondrial. Lineage: Eukaryota; Viridiplantae; Streptophyta; Magnoliopsida; Poales; Poaceae. Gene Ontology annotation, molecular function: ATP binding; lipid-A 4'-kinase activity. Bases 75 to 1271 code for a protein of 398 amino acids. The record is from RefSeq and is a predicted model, not a curated record. Gene Ontology annotation, biological process: lipid A biosynthetic process. The transcript is spliced from 7 exons.